Messenger RNA from Acanthaster planci (crown-of-thorns starfish), 6730 nucleotides. Its product is annotated as beta-1,3-N-acetylglucosaminyltransferase lunatic fringe-like. Gene Ontology annotation, cellular component: membrane. Lineage: Eukaryota; Metazoa; Echinodermata; Asteroidea; Valvatida; Acanthasteridae. The record is from RefSeq and is a predicted model, not a curated record. Gene Ontology annotation, molecular function: glycosyltransferase activity.
AAAACAUACAUGUACAUUACGUGCAGUGCCGCGGGACUGUUGGGUAGUUUGCGUGUCACUCUUCCGGAGCUGCUGCAUUUAGCUGCAAACCGGGAAACAGCCUGCAUGCAAGUGUUAAGACGAUGUCUGAGAUAUUUCCGAACUCAAACGGCUCGGGUGGCAACAAAAGUGUCGUCGACAAGCAUGACUCGUCGCAAGUUGGAGUACCGUGCCCAGAAGCUGGAAGUGCAUUGCAGUGCUAGAUCAAAUCAAUAACAAACUACGCAAGUUUAUUUACAUGUACACCUGUAGCUGUACGCCUAAGUAGUGAACACCUACGUGUAUAGUACAUGUACAUUGCACCUUGUGGCGGUCAUCCCAGCUCUGCGAUCAGACUGACUCAUGCCGUCGUUGUUCUCGAGGCUCAUAAUGCUCAAUCACAGAGCUGGGGAGCAGGACACGAGCUACAGCCGCAAUCCCUGAAAAGUAAGGCUUCCUUGGGCGUGUGCAUUAUGUGAUGGUGAACUCUUCAGUUAGCAUGGUCAGUUGCCUCACAAGGUGUGAACUUCAGCGAUGUAUUACCGCUGGCAACGUAUGUCCAGCUUAAAACCCAGAACUGUUCUGAUGAUGGGGACAGUCUAUGUCAUGCUGUGCUUUGUUGCAGUACUACUGCUGUUGCCGAGUGAUGCCGAGGAAAAAGAGAAUCGCUCGUCCAAAAUUCAAGCUUUGCAGGUGGAGGCGUGGCAGGGUUCAUCCAAAAGAGGGGGCCGGCCGCGGAACAUCUUCUUCAGCAGUGAGGGGCGGGAAGAUGACCUCGUUCAGCCUGCAAGGGUUGAGUCACAUUCAAGUCUUGGAAGGAAAACGUUUAAUACUUCGAGAUACGUCCCAGUGCAGAAUAAAUCUUUCAUACCCAGCAAUCCCACAACAUUUGAAAACAGCUUCAGGCAGACUGAACUGUCAGACAUAUUUAUUGGAGUGAAAACGACUGAGAUAUAUCAUGACACCCGCUUACCCGUACUUUUUGAGACGUGGCUGGACGGUGCUGAUGUCAGAAAACAGACUUACUUUUUCACCGAUGCUGACAGCCCAAAAUAUUCCAAAGAAACCGAUGGACAUUUCAUUAAUACCCACUGUGCUGCCCGGCAUACAAGGCAGGGCCUCUGCUGCAAAAUGGGGCACAUUUUCUCCACAUACUUGCAGUCUGGGAAAAGAUGGUGGUGUAAUGUGGAUGAUGAUAACUACCUAAACAUUGGCAAUUUAUUGAAGUUAUUGCGUUCCUACCGACAUGACAAGGAUUACUACCUGGGCCGGUCCAGCACCUCGUCAGAGAUCACAGUUUAUGAUGUCGGUGAUAAAAGGAAUCUUGGCAAGAAAAAAGUCAACGAGCCAAGACCGCCAAGAAGACAAACAAGCUUUUGGUUUGCAACCGGAGGAGCUGGUGUUUGUAUCUCUCGGUCCCUUGCCGUGAAGAUGAGCACCUACGCUGGUAUGAAUGAAUUUCCUCACAUAUGCAACAGGAUCAACUUACCAGACGACGUUUCCAUCGCAUUCAUCAUUGUUGAUAUCCUAGGCAUACCCCUGACCAAGAUCGGUGACAUGCAUUCCCAUCUAGCUGUGCUGAGGAAUCUGCACGAGAAUCAAGUUAAAAAUGCUGUAACACUGAGCUACAGAAUGCAUUCUGAGAAAGCAGUUAACAGUGUCAUGCUGAAAAGUGCGGCUUUCAACACAACAGUGGAUCCGACAAGAUUCAAGUCCAUCCAUUGCUUGCUGCACCCAGAGGCAGGGAUCUGUCCCGGAGCUUAAACUCGGCCACUUCACGAUGUCUGCUUUGCAGUGAUGAGCUCCGUCCGUCCAGCUACCGAGGAACAAUAUUUUGCUGCAGGUAACGCACACUGUUAAGGGUAGAAGUUAAUUUGUUUGGAAGAUUUUUUUUUGGCUAGUGAGAGAAUGGAUAUACUCAGGUUUGCACAAAGUGUGCCUGUAAGUCGAGGGAUGUUGAGAACGGUGAAAGGAGCAAUACACGUAGCCGGGACAUAUUGUAGACUUUAUUUUAAUGAGGAAAUUGUUGUAAUGUUGUGAUGGUCUUCCAGUAUGUGGUGAAGAGUGGAAGUUUUGAAGAAACCAGACAUUGUAUUCAGACAACAGACGCAUUGCCAUUUGUAUUGUGGCGAUGUGGUUGAUGAGUGAGCUUAUCUGUUAAUGGUGUAAAGAUUUUGAUACGUCAAAAUACAAAGUUUUACAAAAUGGACAUUUUUUACAUUUUUCAAAUUAAAAUUGAAGGAAAAUCAUGUAAUGAAAACUGUAGAACUAUAUUUUUAUCACUGUUACUUUUGGUGGUGUAAAUAAGAACUAAUCUGGGAGCAUAAUUUAUAGUCAUAUAUACUCAUAUUGUUUCCUCUUUUUGUAUUUUGUUGAUUAAUCGGUGUACUUCCAAAGGUAGUAUUGUGUUUUCUCUCAUUUCUAAUUGUUUAAGUGUGUUCAAUCGUUCUUGUUUUAGGUAAGACUUAGAUAAACUUGGCUGUGUUUUUAUCAGCCAUUUGUGUGUUUGUAUUUUUUCUCUUUGGAAUUUAUCAUUUUUGUCUAUAUUAACCACGAGGAAGUACAAGUAUUUAUUUAAACGGAGAUGUCAGUUUUGUUAUUUUCUGUAGUGCCAGGAUGUAGAACAUUGUCCAUGUACAUGCAAGUAUUUACGUGUUAUUGAGGAGUUUGUGAAUAUGUGAAAGUGUGAGUGUGAUCAUCUACAUAUCUUGGGUACUUGUUAUCUACGGUAACUGUUUUUUGCCCAAGACUGCAGUGUCCUUGGUAUGCUUUCAAGUGUGUGCUCUGUGCCAGGUCUUGUGUGGAGGGAAACUCACAUGUUCAUAACUUGACAUUUUGGAAUUUUUCACGUCUUAUUUAAACUAUGUUUGCUGCAUGUGUUUUAAAGUCAGUUUUUGGUCUUGGGUUUAUUACUCGGAGUGUGACUGCUUGGGAUAGAACAGUUGUUGAAAGUUUACAUUCCCUGCAAGUGUUUAAUGAAAGUUUUGAAGACUGCUGAUUCUUGGUAACCAUUCUUUUUCUGUAGCUGGUAGCCAGUACAUUCACUUUAUUUACAUGAACCUGUAAACACAGUUUUACCAUUUCACAGUCGCUUCUCUGAUUGAUCUGCUAUUCACCUUUAGCAAAAGCCCCCCGUCACCGGUUGCAAAGAGCCAUGUUGGUUGGGAGUGUUCAUUUUGCUGGUAGUAAUGCGUACAUUUCAUAGUUAUUUGUAAACCAGCAAAGUGCAGUUCUGACCAAAGGAGCCUCUGUUGCUCGGAAAAUUGCGCCCUCUCUUGGUCCAGCUCGGGGCUCAUAGAAGAGGGAUGAUUGCUUGGAAUAGAUCACGUCUUAAACCUUGUAAUUAAACACUUACAGUCCCAGCGUAUGUUCACUUUCAACCAAGACUCUAGGGCACACUGUAGGUUCUUUUAGUUUUGUUUUGUUUGUUGUUUGUGGUGAGAGCUUAAAAUGUGAGGGUUCCAUAGAAGGUUUGUAGCAGGAAGGAGCAGAGAUCCUCUUGGGGUGGACAGGGAAGUGAUGUACACAGUUUGUGCAAUGCACCACUUGUAAAUGACAGAGAUUCUAUAUUUUUAUACGAGCUACAAUAGUUGUUAUUCUUUUUGAUUGUAAUAUACUAAUCUACAUUUGGAGUACACCAUACCAGCGGCUGCCACAGAACAAGAAACGAGGGGGCCCUGAUUGGUCAUCAAUGAAAGGGAAUCUCGACGCACACCCUGACUUACUGAUGCAAGGAAGAAGGAAAUUAGUUACGUUUCCAGUAGUAAAAUCUGCCGUUUUCUUAAAAAUCAAAGUUUCAUAUCUCUUGUGUCAGUGAAGUCUUCUAAACAGUGAAGGAAUAUAUCUAUCAAUGUAGUAUAUCUAUAUACCUAUAAAUGCCCAAGUAAUGCACGAGACUUACUGUGGAAAUGACCUUUCAGUGGAUGAGCAUAAGAACGUUCAUAUAAUUUUUGAGAACCCGUUAGUGAUUUGUCGUGGGCCGUAAUGCUAACUUUGUCCACAGAUCAGCAAACAAAUUUUGUAGAAGCUGUUUAUUAUUAUUAUAUUUUUUAUUUGUUUUUCUUUGGGUAGACCCUCACUGCAUUAUAUGGGGACUUUUUUUUCUAAUUGCUAGGCAAAUUAUGUCCCCACAAUAUUUUUUUGUUGCCACAAAAUUGGCGUUAUGUGUGUCUGUCCCUACAACUACAGAAUGGGUGAGUGUGGAAAUUUUUUUCACUGAAGGGUCCACCAUGCUAGCAAGAGGUGGCAAAAUAGGGGUUGUUUGAGGUCAAGAUCAAGUUGUUUUCACCUUCCAAGUAGACAAUAUGAUUUGAUAAAUGCGUUAUUGUUCUGUGGCUGACACGACGCACAUAGCCUGUGCCCAUGGUGUAUUUCAGGGUCGUGAGUGUUUGGUUGAUGUGUGUCAAAGCGAUGUUUGUGACGAGAUGUAAAAUGAUAACCUCAAAAUCUCAAGUGUGUGAUAUGUGAUUUUUUGCACUGUAAAUGAAAGUAAACAUUUUAUCCAUAUUUCAUGCUUGAUGAAAAGAUCAUUCCAGUUGCUCCUUCUUUAUAUCAGUGUAUAAGGUGAAAACACUCUACUUCUGCAGUCAAUUGCCAGUGUAAAGAUAGGGUGGUUGUGUGCAUGCCCAAAAAAGGAGGUGAUUUUAAAUGCUUCUAAGGAAUCGUGAUUUGUGAGAAGUGACUAGUACCGUGGGAGGAUUUUUCAGCCGCAGGCAUUUGUGGGGCUACAGGUUUAAAAAUCAGUUGGAUGGCCUUUGCAGGAUAAGGGUGGAUGGGGUAGGGGAGAGGGACUGUGAUAUUCCCCCCCCCUCGAGCAAAUUUAUUUGUGUUUUUGAAAAAGCAUGAUUGGAAAGUGUUUUGUGAGGAUGAUUUCAUGGUCUUUUCUUCCAAGGGUUUGUCAAAACCCCAUAUUAAAAAGGCCAUAAAUGUCACACAGAAAUUCUGCAAUUGUCGUCCCCUCCCCCCCUCCAAGAGGAGAUACACGUGUAACUAGACAUGGCAGUUGUCUAACACUUAACACUUGCCUAAUGCUUACUACUUCUGACAGUAGUGUGGUUCCAAGUCUAUAGGACUGCAAAAAGACUUUAAGAUUUGUACCCAGUGUGUAUUAUACUCGGAUGUUAAUUCUACUCUUAGUCUUACUUAUCCCAUGUCAUUUGAAUAUUUGUUCCCCUUUUUCUUUGAAACAUAUUUGUAGUAUAAAGUUCCAUAUACGUAAAGUAAGUUCAUGAAUUAUCUUCUAUUAGAAUGUUCUGGGCACUUAAUAUCCGGAGAUCUGCCCGUAGAAACUAGUGAAGCUCCUUCAAGAUAUUCUCUUUGUUUUUGUAAGAAAGUUAUCUUUAUAAUCCAGUUUAUGUUUACACCUCUCUUCAUAGUGAAACCUGAUUUUUUUUUUAAAGCACUGUUUGUUAGUAAUCACCCUUCUUUUGAUGUGGUACAACUGUAAUUCGAAGGCAACAUGCAUCCCCAUGAAAAGUUCCCACAAGAAUGGGUGUGGCAACAGGUGGUUAGUAAUUAGUGGGAGUGGAGAGACAGCAGUGGAGGAUAACAAGGAUAUUCACAGCAGGUGAAGAGUAGUAGACAAUUCGAAUACUUUUGUCAACACAGAGGUGGUCAGUGGACCUUUCCCACGAAAUAUGAAAAUAAGGCAGGUGCAUGCGCGUUACCACCACUGGUUGGUAAAAUCAAUGAUGUAAUACAAAUAUCCAUGCAUGGGCAAGUAUUAGCACAUGCAAGCCAUUUCUGUUCUGGAAUAGUUUGAUAUGAGUACCAGACUUAAUGACAAGGAAUUGUUACUGUCCAACCUCUGACCACUAGCAACUUCAUUAAGUUUUGAGGUGUGCUAAAGUAUCGGAAAAGGGCUGCAAUACAGUGUAGAUCGAUCUUCAGUGCACCAGGUUACGGUUACAGCAGUUCUCAUAACAGUCUGCAUUUACCAAUCAGUGGUAGAGCGUGCACGUGCCUGUCUGAUUUGCAUAUUUCAUGGGUAAUGUUCCUUAACCUUAAAAGAGCUGGGAAGGGGGCAGAAUUCCCCUCUACAUUUUCUCUAGUGUCAUUGCAUAGCAUUUUUCGUGCACCCAUCCUUUACUUUUUUUCAGACACAUUGAUACCAAUUUUGUGAAUUUCUGACAUGCCGUUCUCGUCAAGUGCUGAUGCAGGUCAGUCUCAGUGUUUACUGUUCUCAUUGCAAUAUGCGUAGACCAACACAUAUGAGGCCAGGAACUUCAGUUCAGUUGGCCCCAACAACUAAACCGUACAUCAGAUUUAAUCCAAACUUUACAGGUGUAUUUACGAGCGUCUUUUACAUGCUUGCCGAGAAAGACAACUUCUUUGGAGGAGGGCGAUGGUCCAAUAAAGCCCAGCUCUUUUGGGGUUUAGAUGAAGGGCAUGUAGUCAAUGGGACUUUUCUUAUAAUCGUUGUUUGAGGGAAGAACCAAGCUCUCAGACUAAUGUACAUGAAGAAAUACCUACUGGAGUAGUUACAAUUCCAAUACUGCUGGAGUAUUAUUGUUUUGGAGUGAAUGAGAAGUAGAAAGCUGAGUGGAGUUUUUAUUUCACAGAGAGCAGGCUUAACCUGGAAUGACACAAGGUGUACCUUUUUUCCUUAAUUGAACCUAGUACCAGUUUUCAUAGUCUGUAUACUUAAUUUGUUCCACCAGAAGCCAAUGCAACCUUCAAGAUGACUUAAUAAGAAAUACCAUGCAUAAUUUGA